Molecule: messenger RNA, 5116 nt
Organism: Athene cunicularia (burrowing owl)
Lineage: Eukaryota; Metazoa; Chordata; Aves; Strigiformes; Strigidae
Gene: GALNT9
Product: polypeptide N-acetylgalactosaminyltransferase 9
Exons: 11
Coding region: 30-1844 (604 amino acids)
Cellular component (GO): Golgi apparatus
Source: RefSeq, a predicted model, not a curated record
UGCCCCCCGCCACCGUGCCGGCGGCUCCCAUGGCGGUGGCACGGAAAAUCAAAACUUUGUUGACGGUGAACAUCUUGGUCUUCGUGGGCAUCAUCCUCUUCUCCGUGUACUGCAGGAUCCAGGACCGCUCCCAGGAGCUGGUGCAGAUCGUCCGGAGCGCGGACCGCCGGGCCAGGAGCCGCGGCGCCAAGGUGGGCAGCCUGGCCGACAGGGAGUCCAUCCUGCAGCGCCUGGACCACCUGGAGGAGGUGGUCUACAACCAGCUGAAUGGUCUGGCAAAACCCAUGGGAUUAGUUGAAGGUCCAGGAGGCUUGGGCCAGGGGGGAAUGGCUGCUACCCUGAGAGAUGAUAGUCAUGAAUCAGAGACUAAGUAUGAAGAAUAUGGUUACAAUGCCCAACUGAGUGACAGGAUAUCACUGGACAGGUCCAUCCCUGACUACAGACCAAAAAAGUGCAAACAGAUGACCUAUCCAGAUGACCUGCCCCAGAUCUCUGUCGUCUUUAUAUUUGUAAACGAGGCACUCUCAGUCAUCCUGCGCUCUGUGCACAGCGUUGUGAAUCACACCCCAUCACACUUGCUCAAGGAGAUCAUUCUGGUGGAUGACAACAGUGACAAUGUUGAGCUAAAAUUUAAUCUGGACCAGUAUGUCAAUAAAAGAUAUCCAGGUCUGGUGAAAAUAGUGCGCAAUAACAAACGAGAAGGACUGAUUCGAGCCAGAAUCCAAGGCUGGAAAGCAGCAACCUCUCCUGUCGUUGGGUUCUUUGAUGCUCACGUUGAGUUCAACAUUGGCUGGGUGGAACCUGCACUUACCCGGAUCAAAGAAGAUCGAAAGCGGAUCAUCUUACCAGCGAUUGACAAUAUCAAGUACAACACUUUUGAAGUGCAGCAAUACGCCAAUGCAGCCCACGGCUAUAACUGGGGCCUCUGGUGCAUGUACAUAAUCCCACCGCAGGACUGGCUCGAUAAAGGGGAUGAGUCAGCUCCCAUCAGGACACCAGCCAUGAUUGGAUGCUCGUUUGUAGUGGACCGAGAGUAUUUUGGUGAGAUUGGCUUGCUUGACCCUGGUAUGGAGGUUUAUGGAGGAGAAAACAUCGAAUUAGGCAUGAGGGUCUGGCAGUGUGGAGGAAGCAUGGAGGUGUUACCCUGUUCUCGCGUGGCACAUAUUGAACGCACAAAGAAACCCUACAACAACGACAUCGAUUACUAUGCAAAGCGCAACGCCCUGCGGGCGGCCGAGGUCUGGAUGGAUGAUUUCAAGUCGCAUGUUUACAUGGCGUGGAACAUCCCCAUGGCAAACCCUGGAGUUGACUUUGGAGACGUUUCUGAAAGAAUAGCUCUACGACAGCGACUGCAGUGCCGGAGUUUUAAGUGGUACUUGGAGAAUGUCUAUCCUGAAAUGAGGGUUUAUAAUAAUACAGUCACUUAUGGAGAGGUGCGUAACAGCAAAGCUAGUGGCUACUGCUUAGAUCAGGGAGCCGAAGAGGAUGACAAAGCAAUCCUUUAUCCAUGCCAUGGAAUGUCCUCUCAGCUUGUCCGCUACAGCUCGGAAGGCGUCCUGCAGCUGGGGCCGCUGGGCUCCACGGCCUUUCUGCCGGACUCCAAAUGCCUCGUGGACGAUGGGAAGGGCAGGACACCGACUCUGAAGAAGUGUGAAGAUGUGCUGAGGCCAGCGCAGAGGUUCUGGGAUUUCACACAGAAUGGCCCAAUCAUCAGCAGAGACACUGGCCGUUGUCUAGAAGUGGAAAUGUCAAAGGAUGCAAAUUUUGGGCUCAGAUUAGUGGUACAAAGGUGCUCGGGGCAAAAAUGGAUGAUUAGAAACUGGAUAAAACAUGGCCGACAUUGACUGCUGGGGCUGAGAAGCUGCCUCUCCUGCCGUUGUCCAUCGCUCAGUGUGCCGUAUCUUGCAAGGCAGUUGUCUUAAAGCAAAUUAGUUUGAACAGGACUUGGCUCUCAAGAGUCCUCUGUAGUUGGGCAUUCAAAGGAAAAAAGAAGAAAGAAAAGCAGACAGAUACAUGCCGUGUUUGACUCUUCCUUGCUCUGGUAGAUGACCUGGGAAGCUUAACAAGAGUUUUCUGUUGGUUUGGGAAUCUUGUGAAGAUCAGAACACAACAGAAAAGUGCGUUCCAUAAGCUCUCCUAGUGGAAUUAAUAGACAGACAUUUCUAUGAUGAGUUCAAAGGAGAGAUUCCAAUACUGCCUCAUAAAGAGAGUUCUCUGAUGGGUAGCUUUUUAGCUUUAAGUUAUUGACUGGUGCACAACUCCUAUGGUGAAUAAUCAUGUGCCUUUUUUAUUGUACUUCGUAUAAAAGGGGACUGGAAAAUCCUACCUUUUCGGCAUGUCUGGUUCAUUGUACUAAACAAGAAGAUCUGUAAAUAACACUGGAAAUAUAAUAUAUGAUAAAUUUCAAGGUUGAUUGUUUAGGAGUCUCUAUUUCUAGAAAGAGACUGUUCCACAAAUGUUUACAGGUGGUUCUCAACCUUCAAGCUGCUAAAAAGCAGCAUUUUAGAGACCUCUUCUAGUUAGACACAGGUAAAUGUUGAAUAGGUAAAAUAGCCACAUGCUCCAUUAUCUUGCCACAUUUUACAUUUCUUGGCUGUGAAGGCAUCACAGUAUAGCACUUGCAUAUUUAACUCUUCCGAGGCAGUAAAUGUCCUAGUAGAUGGAUGAAUUUCUAGAGGCCUCAGCUGGCCCACAAGCCCUGAGUACGUAAGUGCAAGGUUCCCAUCCCGUGGUGCUGCAGGCACACUGUUGCGUUGUUCCAGAAACUGCCUAGAAGCUGGAUGCUCGUUACUUCUGAAAAUAAGUUGACUGACUUAGGAGCCAUCUGUGGAAUUUAACAGCUUGAAUCUUCCAUUUUGUUACUCAUCCUGUGAAAAUGUCAAAUGUGAGCAAAUACACUUUGUGAGCACUGUCUAGACAAAUUUCCUGAACAAACCGACAAAGUCUUUUUGGUAUUUGAAAAACAAACAAAAGUGAUAAGAGGGCAAAUUAGAGCAAGAAAUAGGCAGCAUAUAUAAAUACUGUUACUCUGAAAUAUAUAUAUUUUACUCUAGUUGACCCAUUGACAGCAUCUUUGUGAACCUGAAUUUUCGGAGGUAUCCGGUGGUUCAUGCAGUAUCUGUGCACUGGUGGCCAGAGCAAUGACAAAAGGCUCUCAAAGCUGAUGGCCACUGUCAAUGUUGGCAGCCCUUGGAUGUGGGUCCAUGGCAGACAGCUUUUCGUUACAGAAGACUCAGUCCUACUGAAGGACAAGCAGAGAUGGUAUCUGUUAACUUCACUGUUUAAUAUUUUAUAGCAAUUUAAAAAAAAAAAAAAAAGUUCUGUUUUACUGAGCCAGGAAAAUAGGUAAUUGCAGACACUGCGAUACCAUGAAUCUUGGUGAUCUGUUUCUUGAAGAGCUUUUGCCAUUCCUAUUUCAAGGCAUGCUAAAGAAAAUAGAAUGAAAACAAAGUUAAUUUUUCAAGGGCAUGAUAUAUAAUAAAAUAUUUUUCUUUUAACAUGCAAAAUCCAUCUGUUCUUGUCAACUCUUGGUUGGUAUCUAGAGAGCAUAUCACUAUAUUUUGUCCCAGUUUUAUUUUUGAAACAGUGUGUGUAAGAUGUAAUAAAGAGCCAAUUCUCCUGGAGUUUAUUUGUGACUAAUUGCUGAUCUUUAUUUAUGUCACAUGGAUCAGGUUAUGUGUGAAUAUAUACAAAAGAAUAAUUUUGGGUGAGAUUCUAAAUACUAAAAUGCUUAAAAUUCCAAGUUUAUGGUUAGUUGAACACAACCUCUUGAACAGUGUAAUAAGACCUGCAGGGAGAGGUAGCAUCUUCAAUAAAUCAAGAAAUAAAGUUAAAAAUCAUGGGCAAGCUCACUAUUCAAGCCUUUCUUGCAGGUCUUAAACAGGUAGGAAGCUUCAGGCCAAACACGGAUUGGGAGCAGUUGCCCUGCACUUGACCUCCUUUACUUAACCUAUUAAACAAUUUAAAAGGAUAGUUACCAUCCACGGAGCAGGUGUUGAAUGCUUUGUACGGGAGUUCUAUUUGCAAGUGACUUUUCAUUUUCUCUCCAGAUACAAUUUCUCUCUUUUAAAUUGUAUGAAAGCUAGAUUCUUCUUUUGUUUACUCGGGUGGCAUUUUGCUUCUUGAAAUACUUGCUUAAGGGAGGUGAGAAGGCAAAGGAAGGUAAAAGAUGUUUUUACCUUUCACCUGCCCAUUUUGGGCAGUAAUGACACAGGUCAUUCACACCAUUAGUAGUCAAUCCUAUGAGUAAGUGCUGACUAUUUUACAUGAAGAUGGCUGGAAGUUGAAAGUAAUUAUAUAUCAGUGUGACUACUAAAUGCCUAGCUAUUAAAGUUACUGUACUGAACAGAAGUAAAUAUGCCACAUGUUGGGUUUGGGGUUUUUUCCUCCUUUGUCUUGAAUUGCCAAUCUACGCUUGAUUCUUCCUUAGCAAUGGGGCAGCAAGCCUUUCAUAUCCUGGAUAAAUGAAAAAGGAAGGCUGAAUAUUUGGAGGAAUACCAGGUUUUAAAUUUACUAACCUAAAAGGAGCGUGUGGCAUUUGUAGUUUAGGAGCUUUGAAGCUGAGAAGAACAGAUAGAUCUGUGUUUACUGGCAAAGACUUCAAGCAAGCAUGACAACCCUUCACUAUGACACCACCAUAAUGAAUGUGAAUUGCUUGUCUUGGAAUUUUGCUGUUGCAUGUUUUCAGUGCCCACUGCACAGCAGCAGGAUGUGGCCACAGCAUCUAACUGAGAGUGGUCAGACCUGGCAAGCUCUGAGGGCAGAGGCCACAGGCCGCAGAGAACUUGCAAAAACCAGACUUUCAGUGCAAGAAGGAAAGCAGAAUUUUGUGAUAAAUAAAUGGCUCUGAGAUUACAGAGUAAUACAAAAGAAAUCAAAUAACUCUUAAAGGUGGAGUUGGUAUUUUCUGUGAUUGUCAUUUUUUUAAGAUUUACUGAAACAAUUUCUUACACUUGAAAAAGGCAUCUGUUGGUUUAUUUUUAAUUUAGUCUUUAUCUGUAUAAGCCACUGCUUUGGCUGUGGUAUUAACAUGGUGACUCUGCAUGUGAGAGGGUCUUAAAUAUUCUCUCAUAAAAGGAAUAAUAAUAAAAGAAGCCUCGAGUAUUAUCUGUUUUAA